Molecule: messenger RNA, 2446 nt
Organism: Micropterus dolomieu (smallmouth bass)
Lineage: Eukaryota; Metazoa; Chordata; Actinopteri; Centrarchiformes; Centrarchidae
Gene: tra2a
Product: transformer 2 alpha homolog
Exons: 10
Coding region: 1143-1745 (200 amino acids)
Biological process (GO): positive regulation of mRNA splicing, via spliceosome
Cellular component (GO): spliceosomal complex
Molecular function (GO): RNA binding
Source: RefSeq, a predicted model, not a curated record
ACUUGUGGAUUAUAUGAGACACGGUCAAUAUGGGUGGCAGAUUAAGCUACCCAACAGUAUAUAGAGUGGUUAAAAGGAGCUCCAUCUGAAUCAGCUUCAACUUUUAUAUGCUGCUUGCACAAUGUUUCAUUAUUAUUUUAAUAACAUGGUAACACUGAAUGGGUCAUUUUCCAAAAGGUGUACAGUAGUAGGACUCUAUUGUAAUAGUGUGUUUAUGCUGUGGUGUUGCUUCUUUUACUUAAAAGUUCUCAAUUGUCCUUGCACAGCUGAUCACGGUGGACCAUUAGAAAAAGUUUUCAGGGUGGUGAAAUGAGACGUUCAAGUACGCCAAGUUUUUGCAUUAAGGGGGCGUGGGACACGAGACGGGACGUGACGUCGGAUUCUGCAGCACAUAAACAUACCACCCAACUCAUGCGCCAUCUUGUAGCUAGGAACCGACCAGAAUAAAACAUUGUUUAAAACCUCAUUGCAGUUUAAUUUCUAUCGAAAUACUGCGUUGUAUUAUAUAUACUGAGAAAUGAGUGACAUUGAAGAUGGAAAUUACGGAGGACGGGUUAUUGAUCGUGAAGGAUUUGAAGAGUUUUAUCCAAGAAUGAUGAAGAAAAUUUUCAAGAUAAAAGAAGGCUAAUGAAAACAUGUACAGAGCAGAACAUAGAAGGUGGAAAGGGAGGAAAUGUGACGGAAGAAUGGUGUCAGAUAGAAGCGCUUGCAGUGUAAAGGCUAAAAUGAAACUGGUUUCAGUUUGGGUGAAGAGAGGAAAAACAGACCUGGAAUCAGAAAAUGAGAAAACUGAAAAAAGAAGAAUGAAGAAGGAUAGAAAUCCUGAGAGAAGGGGGUAGCGUGUAAAGAAUCUGGAAGAAUGAAUGUGUCCCUAGGGGUCACGCUCCCCAUCUAAAUCGGAUCGUGGAAGUCCAGCUCGGGUCAAGUCAGAGAGCAGGUCCGGCUCCCCGAGCCCAUCCCGGGCCUCCAAGCGCUCUGAGUCCAGAUCCCGCUCUCGGUCAAAAUCUAGGUCUCGCUCAAGGCGGCACUCAAACCGCCGCUAUAGCCGUUCACGCUCUCGGUCCUAUUCCCACCGGAAGAAGUCCCGCUCUCGUUCGUACAGCCCCGAGUACCGCCGCAGGAGGAGCCAGAGCACUUCCCCUAUGUCAAACCGGCGGCGUCACACCGGCAGCAGGAGCCAUGACUUCACUAAAGAAGCAUGCAGUCAUGGCGGUGAUGCUGAUGUUAGGGCAAACCCUGACCCCAGCACAUGUUUGGGAGUGUUUGGCUUGAGCCUGUACACCACAGAGCGUGACCUGAGGGAGGUGUUUUCACGCUAUGGUCCUCUGGCAGGAGUCAAUGUGGUGUACGACCAGCGCACGGGUCGCUCCCGUGGCUUUGCCUUUGUAUACUUCGAGAGAAUUGACGAUUCCAAAGAGGCAAUGGAGCGAGCCAAUGGCAUGGAGCUGGACGGAAGGCGCAUCAGAGUGGAUUAUUCCAUUACCAAACGACCUCAUACCCCCACACCAGGAAUCUACAUGGGCCGACCAACUCACAAUGGUGGCGGCGGAGGUGGUGGUGGUGGUGGUGGCGGCGGCGGUAGCAGCAGGAGGGGGAGAGACUCGUAUUAUGAUCGUGGCUAUGACCGCUAUGACAGAUACGACGAGUAUGACUAUAGGUAUAGUCGCCGCCGCUCUCCGUCACCCUACUACAGUCGAUACAGGUCUCGCUCAAGGUCUCGCUCCUACAGCCCACGACGAUACUAAGUUGCUUCUUUCAACGAUCAGCUUCCUUCCAAUAAUUGAUGGUGUGUGAUUCAUCAAGGUGUUUCUAAGAGGAACAUUUUGAAUUAGCAUGUCUAUAUCAACAGAACUCCUAAGUUUCAGAUAGUUCUUGUUUACAUGCGAUAGAUGUCUUGAUUUUUUUUUAGACGUUAUAAUGCAUCUGUGAGUAUGAGCAACAAAGUCAGCAACUGUUACUGUUGCUUCAUUAGGGACUUGCAUCUUUCCCUCCCUUUUAAUUGCCUGCAGCAAUGACACCUUUGUCAAAAGAGGGUGAUUGAGAUUUAUUGCACUGAUCACUAUUUACGUGGUCCUGGUAAUGAUGGGGACAGAAAACUGUGUUUUAGUAAAUAAUGGUGACACUUAAUUUUACAACCUGUAACUAUUGUAUGCUAUAAGUAACUAUUAAGAAUACCCUCGAAAGAUAACGGAUUAAUCUCAUUGUUAACCUAGAAGUAACUGAGUUUGCUGGUAAGUAGCAGGUAAACCGGGCUGUAAAAGUAAGUGUUACUACCAAUCAGUUGUUUGUUCUCUGCUCACAUUCAAAGUCGCUGGAGGGUUUUUUUUGUUUUGUUUUGUUUUUUUUAAGUCAUUUGCAUUUCUCCAGAGUUUUAUUAUCAUGUAUUACAUUUUUUUUUUUUUUAUUGUUGUUUGUUAUGGAAAUACAACUACAUGAAAACUCCAAA